AUGGAGGGGAGAAUGAACAAAUAUAGCCAAGUGAGCCCCGAAAGAGCAAAAGUAUGGACAGAAAAAUCGCCCAAAUAUCAUUACAAUCACAACUAUAUUCGGCAGCAGAAUACUGUAAAAGUUCCUGUAGUGUAUUAUUUAUGUAGGAAUCGACAAUUGGAGCAUCCACAUUUUAUGGAAGUCCCCCUCUCUUCCCCUGAUGGACUCUAUUUAAGAGAUGUGAUUGAAAGGCUUAAUGUUUUGAGAGGCAGAGGCAUGGCUUCGAUGUAUUCUUGGUCUUGUAAGAGGAGUUAUAAGAAUGGGUUUGUGUGGCAUGAUCUAUGUGAAGAUGAUUUGAUCCAUCCUGCUCAUGGGAAUGAGCAUGUUCUAAAGGGUUCUGAGCUCUUUGAAGAAUAUAAUUCGGGUCGCUUUAGUCCUAUAAUGGUACAGAAUCCAAAAACAUUACCAGAACCACCAUCUUCCAGAAGCCAGGAUGAAUCUUCAUCUCCAUCUAGCUUGAACGGUAGAAGUAUGAAGAAUUCUCAAGACGAUGAACUAUCUCCUCCAGUUCAUUGUCCGGGAUCGUCUGCUGUGUCUCCAGAGUCCAUUAUCGGUAAAAAAUCCAGUUGGAAUGGGCCUUUGAGUUUGACACAGUACAAGGUCUACAAGGGUGAUGGGCUCACUGAUGCUUCCACUCAGACUGAGGAAAGUUCAAGCAGAGGUGUUAGAACGCAAGAUACUUGUACAAGAGGUGUUUCAACUGAAGAUGGUUCAUUAGAACCAGAAAGUGGCAAGACUAGUGAAAACAAGGUUCCUCAGAUAAAAGAAACUUCUGAUAUUUGCAGUGAUUUAGUUUCACCACCUCCAUCGACAUCUAGUGCACCUUCGUCAAGUGGUAGGAUUGAUACUUUGGAAUCCCUCAUCAGAUCUGAUGCUAGAAAGUUCAACAGCUUUAGGAUACUUGAAGAGGAAGAAUUUCGAAUACCAUCCAGUAUGAAGUUCAAACCUUCGAAUAUGCUAAUGCAACUGAUUUCUUGUGGUUCAAUUUCAGUUAAAGAUCACAGCUUUGGCCUAAUUCCAACAUACAAGCCAAGGUUUUCAUAUUCCAAAUUUGCGUCCCCAUUGUUCUCAACAUCAUCGAUGUUGGGAGAGCAUGAUUACCUUGUGGAGAAUCCGAGGCUAAUGUGUAUGAAACUGGAAGACAAGGAAUACUUUAGUGCGAGCUUGGUUGAAACAAAUAUGCCCGAGGAAGGAGUAGCCGCUCUAAAACGAUCUUCCUCAUACAAUGCUGACAGGACUACAAAGGAAAUAGAUUCAGUUGAAGAAAAGGAAGAGGCCAGCUCUACACGUUUGAAGUGCAUACCAAGAUCGAUCAAGGCUACGCUAAGCAAGCAGCCAAAAUGUGAAUCAAUGAGAUCCCCUAUCUCCGAGGGGCCUGGAAUCUUAUCAGAUAGAGUGGAAAAUUCAAGGACUAUUGCACCUGACACACCAGAUUGUAGAAGCAAGAGAACUACCGAGCCUCUUUUGGGGAAAAAACAGUCGAGGAAACAAGAAACAGCUAGAGACAACAACGAAUAUGCUUGCUUCAGGAGCUCGGGUUAUAAUACAAUCCAGGGCAGCUUCCAACAGCGAGCAGAGCUCCUAGAGAUAUCCAAAGAUUGGUGGACAACGUCAGUUUUAUGUAGAUAUCAUGCAGAAAAGGCUGUUCAUACUGUAAAUGGUCCUUGGAUGUAUGUUUUCUCUAAAAUUCAGUUCUUCUGA
Messenger RNA from Fraxinus pennsylvanica, 1740 nucleotides. The record is from the annotation of a GenBank genome assembly. Lineage: Eukaryota; Viridiplantae; Streptophyta; Magnoliopsida; Lamiales; Oleaceae.